Tremella mesenterica DSM 1558 is the source of this 1016-nucleotide messenger RNA. RefSeq lists its product as uncharacterized. The coding region runs from base 60 to 1016 and encodes 318 amino acids. The record is from RefSeq and is a predicted model, not a curated record. The transcript has 5 exons. NCBI's taxonomy places the organism in Eukaryota, Fungi, Basidiomycota, Tremellomycetes, Tremellales, Tremellaceae. Gene Ontology annotation, cellular component: nucleus.
CAGCAUUAGGAUAUAGGAGCUUCAGAGACCAGAAGGACAGAUCAUCAAAAUAAAAAAGAAUGACGAGCAAACCUCAACUAGAAGCUGUUUCAGCUGAAGAUGCCGCUAUGAUCAAUGAGAAACCUUCGAAACGUCCUUCCGGGAAGAGGGACAUGGAUGAAGAUGAUGAUGAUGACGACGACGAGUCUGAUAGUGAUGUGAGUAUGGUCAAUGUCGAUUUUGAUUUUUACAAUUUAAAUCCUGAUGUAGAUCAAAUAACGGUCAAACGAUUUUUACGUCAAACCCUUUCUACCGAUGAAGAAAUGAUAGACGUACAUCCCUUAGCCACCUUGAUUCUGGAGGAAGCUAGUAGGAUGAGAGUUGGGAGUAGUAUAAAGACUGAUGGAGAGGAAAGUGAUCCUUGGGGAUUAUUAGCUGCUGUGGAUAUUAACAGAAAUCGGACAAACCCAUCACUCUCCUCUCUCCUAACUUACUUCACCUCAACUCUCAGUCCUCGUUCACCUCUUCGGAUCUUCUUUGACGUUUCUUCCUCUCCUGCAAUUUCUAAUUCCCCCUUCUUGCUCUUCUCUCUUCGGAUGCUCAAUCUCCCACUUCCACUCAUACCCCCAUUAUACACCAUGCUCCUUUCCGAACUUACCGAAGCGGAGGAAUCAGGUAGAAUACCGAAGAUCACACAUUUUCUCCUUUGGGGUAGAGGGUACAGGUUGGAAGGUAAUGAAGAGAGUAAUGGUUUAGAUAUGGUCGAUGGAGAUGUGAAAGGAAAGGGAAAUGGGAAAGGUGGACAAAAGAGAAAAAGACAACAAAGUGGGAUGAUAGGUUUAGGAAGUGGGAGUUUCCCUUAUCAUCCAGAAGAAGAAUUCAUAGAUAAGGUCGCUUCUCAUGUCCACACAUACCCAUUCAAGAAUUCUCAAAAGAGAGAUGAUGAUUCAUUGGGUGUGGAACAAUACGGUAGAUUGAUAUUGGUAGAAAGGGACAACUUGGCAAGGGCAGUGAAAGCCAUGACGGAUGUUAAAUGA